GACCCCUUCUCCCCCGAGCAAACUUCCCAUCUCGUCUCUCCUCUCCUCUCGCGGCGGGGUGGCGGCGGCGGCGGCAGAUCAGGCGGGAUGCGCCGGACGUGAGGUACCUACUUCAUCUCUCACCCUGAGCCUGCGCCAUCUCUCUCCUGGGACAGUGGGACGUACGGCGGCCGCUUGAGGGAGUGCGGGGACGGUGGACUGAGGGGGCGCGGCCGUCGGUGGGGUGACUUCGACGGCAAGCCGGGGCUAGUCUUGCGGCGGUACCGGCCGCGAGUUCCUUACUCCUACUGAUCACAUCGUGGUCGACUGGUCGCAGUGCGCCAGGGAUCAGUGCAUGUGCGAUGAGCCGAUGACAUCGAAUGAAUCCUCUAGCUUCCAGGGGUUCUACAGGAACCUCCACACCCCCGCGGUGCUCAUCGGGGCCGGGUUCGUGCUCGUCGCGCUGCUCAUCUCGCUCUGCCUCAUACUGCAGCACCUUAGGUCGUACAGAAACCCUUCGGAGCAGAAGUGGAUCAUAGCUGUCCUGUUUAUGGUGCCUGUAUACGCGUCUGAAUCUAUAAUAUCGCUGUGGCAUUCGGAAUUCUCCUUGGCCUGUGAUAUAUUGCGGAAUUGUUAUGAAGCAUUUGCUUUGUAUGCCUUUGGACGAUACUUGGUAGCAUGCCUGGGGGGAGAACGGCAGGUUGUUGGCCUGCUUGAAAAAGAAAGAAUGGAGGAGCUAAGUGAACAGUUGCUUGAGAGUCAAGAGAAGGCAAAAUAUCGUAAUCGAAGUAGACUGCGAGACUUCUUUUGCGAUCCUAAUGCACUGGGGGAGAGCUUAUACACGAUUAUAAAAUUCGGCCUUGUGCAAUAUAUGAUUUUGAAGACAUUAUGUGCUUUCUUGGCAUUCAUCUUGGAGCUUUUUGGAGCAUAUGGAGAUGGUGAAUUCAAGUGGAACUAUGGAUACCCUUACAUCGCUCUUGUCAUAAAUUUCAGCCAGACAUGGGCACUGUACUGUCUGGUGAAAUUUUACAAUGCGACACAUGAAAGGCUUCAGGCAAUAAGGCCGCUAGCAAAGUUCAUAAGUUUCAAGGCCAUUGUAUUCGCCACUUGGUGGCAGGGAAUCGGAAUCACAAUCAUCUGCCAUACGGGGCUCCUGCCGAAGGAGGGCAAGGUGCAAAAUGGGAUUCAAGACUUUCUGAUUUGUAUCGAGAUGGCUAUCGCGGCCAUUGCGCAUGCGUUUGUCUUCGGCGUGGAGCUGUACCAGCACAUCCCGGUCCAGGACAGGGAGCAUGGGGAGGUGACCCAUGAGGAGAGCAAAAUGGAGGUGAGGGUGGAUGUCGAUGACGGCAGCAAUGCGGUGCCGGCCACCGUGGAGCAGAAAGAGACGAAUGUCAAGACUCCUGGAACAAGCAUCAGGGAGAGCGUCGAGGAUGUCGUUCUGGGCGGUGGCCAUCAUGUUGUCAAGGAUGUGGCCCUGACCAUCUCACAGGCGAUGGAGCCCGUGGAGAAAGGCGUCGGGAAGAUCCAGGAGACCUUCCAUCAUGUGUCGCUGAAGCCGGGGGACAAGAAGGAACCCGACGUCGAGGUGGAGGAGCAUGUCACCGAGAAUGUGGUGGACGACGGUGAGGCUGUUGCGGUCGAUGCGGAGGUGGAAGUUGAAACAAGGGUGAAGGACAAGGGUGAUGAUGGCGAAUCUACCGAGAGGUCGGAAUCAAAAGAGUAGAAGAUGAUAACAAGAGGCGUGCAAGAGAAACUGGUUCUUGAGAACACGGUACACUUGUGCAUUUCCAGAAAGAAAACUGUAAAUAAAACUAAUGCAUCUCUACGCUUACCAUGAUAUGAAGUUUUAAACUGGAAAUCUUUUCUAUCAA
Molecule: messenger RNA, 1850 nt
Organism: Triticum dicoccoides
Lineage: Eukaryota; Viridiplantae; Streptophyta; Magnoliopsida; Poales; Poaceae
Product: protein LAZ1 homolog 2-like
Exons: 9
Coding region: 335-1702 (455 amino acids)
Source: RefSeq, a predicted model, not a curated record